Molecule: messenger RNA, 1364 nt
Organism: Durusdinium trenchii
Lineage: Eukaryota; Dinophyceae; Suessiales; Symbiodiniaceae
Source: the annotation of a GenBank genome assembly
UUGGUAGGCAUCAGGCAUCCAUUCUCUUGAGUAUUCAUUUCCUUGGUCGUCAGUGGUGAUAGUGGGUCAUCGGGGUGGGUGUUCUCCACUGUAAGCGCUUUGUCUUAGUCCCUGUCGCUUUGGUGCGGUUUCUUCUUGUGAUGCUGUCAACUUGUCGCUGUUGCUGUUGCUGUUGUUGUUGCUGCUGCUGCUGCUGCUGUUGUGGCAGUGAUGGUGGAGGUGGAUAUAUGCCACAAAGCCGUGGCAUUUAGUGACCUACUGACCUUGUGGGAUUUGUGAGAGUGUUGGGUGUUCAAACCAGGACAUGAGUCGUUGCCUGACCACCCACACUACAUGACAGUCGACAAGAAAUGGAACCCGCCCUGCACUCCGUGAUAUUUCAGUUUUGAGCCAAGCUCCUCGCACUGGGGCUCCUGUGAUGUUGGUCAAGCUGGGGUCAGUACACACUUCGCAGAUGCUGAACAUGGCCAGACGCUUUCAUUUGCACCAUACACAAUCACAGCAAACUGCAUAAAUCGAUUCAGCCUUCAGCAUUCCCUUGCGCCCGUAGCCCUUACUUGUUCCAGCCAUGAGCGACCUUUGGGCCGUUUUGUGCGGUUUGCUUGUCUUUGCUCUGAUGAUGGGCAUCCUGUGGGUGGAUUUUCGCCGUUUGGGCCGGAGUCUUGGGAUCUUGGGCAAAGCCACAGAGCUCGAUGUGGAGAGGUGGAUUCAGAAUCAACUUCCAUGUGUGCACACGGAUGGUGAGUUGAUGUGCGCGAUUUGCUUGGACCAACUCCAAUUCGAUGAACGAGUGAAGCAGCUGCCAUGCCAACACUGCUAUCACAAGGAAUGCUUGAUGACAUGGGGAUCCCAGAGAUUCUGCAGGGAGUUUAGCACCUCAGCACUCGUUUGUCCUCUUUGCAGGCAAGAACACAUUUUCGCGUGAACACGUGAAUGAGCAAUUUGAUAGAAAUGGUGCAGAAUGAGAGCGGUUCAAUUGAACUGCGAUGUUGGAGGUGAUCGGAGGAGUGUUCAAGCAGAACAGCCCUUUCCGACACAUCACUGAGUGUCAUCACCGCUGUUAGAUUCAUUCAUGCCGUUUCUCACACAUGCUCAGCAAGCUGCAGCAGACUCGAUUGCAUGGAAAGCCAGAGGACAUUAGAUGGGUGUGUCCCUCCGCAGAGCGCUAGCUGUUGGUUGCGUGCGCCAGUCGUUCGUCACUUUUACGAACAAGUUUUAGACAGUUCCCAUUGUUGCAUUGUCCAUCUUGCCCGUGCAUCCGAGUCUGCUCUCAUGAGAGAUUGCUCUGGGCGGGGCUCCUAUGCAAUGCAGCCUCGGGCUUCAGCUUGAUAGAAAAGCUUGCCCACCCAUGCUGACUUGUCCAG